Molecule: messenger RNA, 1149 nt
Organism: Mesorhabditis spiculigera
Lineage: Eukaryota; Metazoa; Nematoda; Chromadorea; Rhabditida; Rhabditidae
Source: the annotation of a GenBank genome assembly
AUGAGCACCGAAAACGUUCCGCCAAACGAUGAGAGUACAGCCUGGAAGAAUAACCUCAAGUUGCCACCGAAAGAUCUGCGCAUUAAAACAGCUGAUGUGACCAACACGAAAGGGGUGGAAUUCGAAGAUUUCUGCCUCAGCCGCGAUUUGCUGAUGGUCAUCCAGAAGAUCGACCCAAGUAUCAAGAAGAUUCAAGCCCUAAUCAUCGUCCCUACCCGUGAAUUGGCUCUCCAGACAUCCCAGAUUUGCAUGGAGCUAUCAAAGCAUAUCAAGCUAAAGGUCAUGGUUACCACUGGUGGUACGGAUCUGCGCGACGACAUCAUGCGGUUGAACAGUCUGGUCCAUCUUGUCAUUGCCACUCCUGGACGUAUUCUGGAUUUAAUGGAGAAGGGUGUAGCCGAUGUUUCCAGUUGCAAGAUACUGGUAUUCGAUGAGGCUGACAAGCUGCUGUCGCAAGAUUUCCAGGGCGUGCUGGAUCGUAUGAUCGCUUUUCUGCCGAAGGAUCCGCAGGUGAUGCUCUACUCAGCCACAUUCCCGGUUACCGUCACGGAAUUCAUGAGCAAACACAUGCGCAAGCCCUACGAAAUCAACUUGAUGGAGGAGUUGACCCUACUUGGUGUCACCCAGUACUAUGCAUAUGUCCAGGAAAAGCAGAAGGUGCACUGCCUUAACACACUGUUCCGCAAGCUCCAAAUCAACCAGUCCAUUAUCUUCUGUAAUUCGACGCAGCGCGUGGAACUGCUUGCAAAGAAGAUCACCGAAAUCGGCUACUCAUGCUACUACAUUCAUUCCCGAAUGGCUCAGAACCACCGCAACCGUGUGUUCCACGACUUCCGCCAAGGAAACUGCCGCAACUUGGUCUGCUCGGAUCUCCUCACUCGCGGUAUCGACAUCCAAGCUGUGAAUGUCGUAAUCAAUUUCGACUUUCCCCGCAAUGCCGAAACUUAUCUCCAUCGCAUUGGACGUUCCGGCCGCUUCGGACAUUUGGGUAUCGCCAUCAAUUUGAUCACAUACGACGACCGCCACACACUUCGGCGCAUUGAAUCCGAGCUGCGCACCCAAAUCCAGCCUAUCCCGAAGGCCGUCGACCCGAAACUCUACGUGGCUGACGCGCAGAUCUGUGACGCGGAUGAGCCCGAACCACACCAC